AUGUCUUCGUCUGCGACAUCGUGUUCCAAGUGUCAAAUUAAUUUUAGCUGUGAAGUUACCUGGGAAUUUCACCAAUUGAUGUUCCAUUACGAAUCGGAUGAUGAACUUAAGUCACAUGUGCACCUCGAUCCGCUGUUAACAGAAACAUCACAUCAGGAUGUAGGCGAACAAGUUCCAUCCUCUCAACCAAAUCCUUGUGAAGAGUCACAAAAUGAUAUCGACGAUUUCGAUUGGACUACAUUUAAUGAAGUUCUAAGUACAGUAUUGGAUUGUGAACUUGAGUCAUUCAUAGGCCUCGAUCUACUAUUAUCUGAACAUCAGGAUGUACAUAAGAAUUUAGGCGAACAAGUUUUGGCUACUGAAACAUAUUUUUGUGAAGAGUCCCUAAAUGAAAUUGACGAUUUCGAUUGGACUACAUUUAAUGAAUUUCCAAGUAUAGAAGCGUAUUGUGGACUUGAGUCGCAUAUAUACCCCGAUUCACAAUUAACCAAACAUCAAAAUGUACAGGAGCAUGUUGAUGAACAAAUUUUGACAACUGUACCAAAUCCUUGUCAAGAGUCACAAAUCAAAAGUGAUGAUUUCCAUCAGACUUCAUUUAUCCAAGUUCCUAGAACUGAAAUCAGUUGUGAUCAAGAACAAAAUGAGCACCAUAAAACAGUUCAGAAAAAGUUUUGCAAAGAAGGAAAGGACCACAAGUGCAAUGUAUGUCAGAAAACAUUCAUACAGCAAAGACAUUUGAAGACACACGUGAAAACAGUUCAUGACAAGCAAAGAGAGUUCGAGUGCGGCGUGUGUCAAAAAACAUUUUCGAGUAAGGCCUAUGUUAAGAUACAUAAAAAAUUGAUUCACGAUAAACAAAAGGACUACGAGUGCGACGUGUGUCAGAAAACAUUCACACAGCAAAGACAUUUGAAGACACACGUGAAAACAGUUCAUGACAAGCAAAGGGAGUUCGAGUGCGGCGUGUGUCAAAAAACAUUUUCGAGUAAGGCCUAUGUAAAGAUACAUAAAAAAUUGAUUCACGAUAAACAAAAGGAUUACAAGUGCGACGUGUUUCAGAAAAAAUUUUCAGGGAAGGGCCAUUUAAAGAUACACAAAAAAACAGUUCAUGACAAACAAAAGGACUACGAGUGCGACGACUACGAGUGCGACGUAUGUCAGAAAAGAUUUUCUCGGAAGAGCAUUGUGACGAAACACAAAAAAAUAGUUCACGAUAAACGUAAGGACUACGAGUGUGACGAGUGUCACAAAGUAUUUUCAGAGCAAGGCAACUUGAAGCAACACAAGAACGCAGUUCACGAAGGACAAAAGAACUUCGAGUGUGGCGCGUGUCAGAAAAAAUUUACACUGCAACAAUACUUGAAAAAACACAUAAUAAUAGUUCAUGACAAAUAA
Messenger RNA from Trichogramma pretiosum, 1395 nucleotides. RefSeq names its product zinc finger protein 39-like. The record is from RefSeq and is a predicted model, not a curated record. Gene Ontology annotation, biological process: regulation of transcription by RNA polymerase II. The coding region runs from base 1 to 1395 and encodes 464 amino acids. The transcript has 2 exons. Gene Ontology annotation, molecular function: RNA polymerase II cis-regulatory region sequence-specific DNA binding; DNA-binding transcription factor activity. Lineage: Eukaryota; Metazoa; Arthropoda; Insecta; Hymenoptera; Trichogrammatidae.